This is a messenger RNA of Mercurialis annua (annual mercury), 1565 nucleotides long. RefSeq lists its product as uncharacterized. Gene Ontology annotation, molecular function: methyltransferase activity. Bases 113 to 1459 code for a protein of 448 amino acids. The transcript is spliced from 15 exons. Gene Ontology annotation, biological process: lipid biosynthetic process. The record is from RefSeq and is a predicted model, not a curated record. Lineage: Eukaryota; Viridiplantae; Streptophyta; Magnoliopsida; Malpighiales; Euphorbiaceae.
CAAAAUGGAAUUAUAUGAAAAGAUACGGUUUUACUUAUAAAAUGGCAAUGUACAACUCAUCUACAUUACCCAUAUCUUCUUGAAAGUUGAAAGUCCCAAAAGAGCUAUAGUUAUGGCAACUAUACCGCAUUUUGAUCCAAAGCAGAAGAAACCUUCUAUGUUCGAAUCUGCCGGUCGCAGUUUCGUUAUUCGAUUUCUCAAAUCCUACAUUUCUACUGGCUGUUUAAUUUUAUUAGAAGAAGGAGGUUCAACUCUUACUUUUGAGGGAGCUGAUAAAAGAUGUUCUCUAAAAGUUGAUUUGCAAAUCUUCAAUCCCCAGUUCUACUGGAAGGUAAUGACAAGGGCAGAUGUAGGCCUUGCCGAUGCUUAUAUUGAUGGGGACUUUUCUUUUUCCGACAAGGAUCAAGGUCUUUUACAUUUAAUCAUGCUGCUGAUCGCGAAUAAAGAUUCAAAUAAAUCAGUUUCAAAUUCGAACAAGAAAGGGAAUUGGUGGACACCAUUGUUUUUCACAGCUGGUUUUGCUACUAUAAAAAUGUUGUAUCAGCAUGCUUCCAGAAAGAAUUCUCUUACACAAGCUCGUAGAAAUAUCUCCCAACACUAUAAUGUGAGUAAUGAUUUCUUUGCCGUGUUCUUGGGUGAAACAAUGACUUACUCCACUGCUAUAUUCAAGACGGAAGAGGAAGACUUGAAAACAGCCCAGAUGAGGAAAAUUUCCAUUUUGAUUGAAAAGUCAAGAAUUCAAGAGAAACAUCAAGUUCUUGACAUUGGUUGCGGCUGGGGAACCUUCGGUAUUGAAGUUGUGAAGCGAACCGGAUGUAAAUACACUGGCAUUACUCUGUCUGAGGAGCAACUCAAAUUUGCACAAAACAAAGUCAAGGAAGCUGGCCUUCAGGAUCAUAUCACACUUAAACUCUGUGACUAUCGUCAACUGCCUGAAACAGAGAAAUUUGACAGAAUCAUAUCUUGUGAAAUGAUUGAGCAUGUCGGACAUGAAUACAUGGACGAGUUCUUCCGUUGCUGCGAAUCGCUGCUAGCCGAAAAGGGUCUUUUUAUUUUACAGUUCAUAUCUAUGGCGGAUGAGCAAUACGAAGAGUACAGGAGAAGUGCAGGUUUUGUGAAGGAAUAUAUAUUCCCUGGUGGAUGCUUGCCUUCAUUUAGUAGGGUCAUUUCAGCCAUGAAUAGUGCAUCAACACUGAGCGUGGAGCAUGUCGAAAACAUCGGAAGUCAUUACGGAAGAACAUUGAGAUUCUGGAGAAAAAAUUUCUUGGACAACAAGAGAAAAAUCAUUGAAAUGGGAUUUGAUGAAAAGUUGAUAAGGACAUGGGAAUACUACUUUGACUACUGUGCUGCUGGCUUUAUGACAUACAAUCUUGGUGAUUAUCAGAUGGUAUUUUCUCGGCCUGGAAACAUGGAGGCAUUAGGGGAUCCAUACAAAGGUUUUCCAUCAGCAUACUGCUGAUUUUUUUCGGCAAAGGCACCACCAUUCUGUUUUUAAUCCUUAUUGUAAAUUUGUUAUGUAACCGUUGCUAUUUCUUGUUAUGUGAAAAUAAAUUAUCUUGUGUUAA